AAAACAACCCUUAAAACCUUACGCGCGGCAGACACAGACCUUUUUCUAUAUAUAUAUAAAGACAAUCUAAAGGAUCUCUGCAAAAACAGCGGAAGCGAAGAAGAAGAAGAAGAAGAAGAAGAAGAAGUAGAAGAAGGCAUACCCACUAGAAGAAAUUACGUUAUAAAACCAAGCCGAACAUCGAGAAGGAAGAAGGAGGAGGAAUAAGGCAUACCCACAAAACAGGGUAUCCCAGAGAUUCUUCUUUCUCUGUUUCUUUUCGUUUUUGCAGCGUCCAACGUCAACAAUGGAGUCCCUUAGAAACAGAGGGGGUUUCAGGGUUUCUGUUUGUGGUCAAGAAGAGCUUGAGCAACUCUCCAGAGACGGUAGUCAGUAUAGUCUUACCACUGGAAUACUUCCUUCUCUUGGCGCUAGAAGCAAUCGCAGAGUCAAGCUCCGGCGUUUUAUUAUUUCGCCUUAUGACCGUCGAUACAGGAUUUGGGAGACUUUUCUCGUUGUUUUGGUGGUAUAUACUGCUUGGGUCUCGCCGUUCGAGUUUGGAUUCCUUAAGAAACCCCAAUCGCCACUCUCUGUUACAGACAAUGUGGUUAAUGGAUUUUUUGCUGUGGAUAUUGUUCUCACAUUCUUUGUUGCUUACCUUGAUAAAACCACCUAUUUACUUGUUGAUGAACCCAAGAAGAUUGCUCUGAAGUAUGCAAGGACAUGGCUGAUCUUUGAUGUCAUAUCCACAAUUCCUUCUGAACUUGCACAGAAGAUUUCCCCUCCGCCUCUCCGUUCUUAUGGAUUAUUCAACAUGCUUCGUCUCUGGCGUCUCCGAAGAGUCAGUGCUCUUUUCUCCAGACUGGAAAAGGAUAGGAACUAUAACUACUUUUGGGUUCGAUGUGCGAAACUCAUUUGUGUUACUCUCUUUGCGGUUCACUGUGCUGCAUGUUUCUAUUAUCUCCUUGCUGCUCGUUAUCAUGACCCAAAAAACACAUGGAUUGGAGCAUCCAUGGAAAACUUUCUGGACCAAAGUUUGUGGAUUAGAUAUGUCACUUCCAUUUAUUGGUCUAUCACUACCCUAACUACUGUUGGCUAUGGCGAUUUGCAUCCUGUGAAUACAAGGGAGAUGGUUUUUGACAUAUUCUACAUGCUUUUCAAUCUUGGUUUGACAGCAUACUUAAUUGGAAAUAUGACCAACUUAGUUGUCCAUGGAACCAGUAGAACUAGAAAAUUCAGGGAUACGAUACAAGCUGCAUCUAGUUUCGCCCAUAGGAAUCAACUUCCUCUCCGUUUACAAGACCAAAUGCUUGCACAUUUGUGUCUAAAGUUCAGAACUGACUCUGAGGGAUUGCAGCAGCAAGAAACUCUUGAUUCCUUGCCUAAAGCCAUCCGAUCAAGCAUUUCACAUUAUCUUUUCUAUUCUCUAGUAGACAAGGUCUACUUGUUUCGGGGUGUUUCAAAUGACCUACUUUUUCAGCUGGUGUCAGAAAUGAAGGCAGAGUAUUUUCCUCCAAAAGAAGAUGUAAUUUUACAAAAUGAAGCCCCAACAGACUUCUACAUUCUUGUCACGGGUGCUGUGGAUUUGCUAGUGCUCAAGAAUGGAGUUGAACAGGUUGUUGGAGAGGCUAAAACUGGUGAUCUUUGUGGAGAGAUUGGGGUGUUAUGUUACAGGCCACAAUUGUUUACUGUUCGUACAAAGCGAUUGAGUCAGUUGCUGCGUCUAAAUCGGACAGCUUUUCUGAAUAUUGUUCAAUCCAAUGUCGGUGAUGGGACUAUAAUCAUGAACAAUCUUCUUCAGCAUUUGAAGGACUUGAAAGACAAGGACCCCAUCAUGGAAGGAGUUUUGUUGGAGACAGAGAACAUGCUAGCUAGAGGCAGAAUGGACCUACCACUUAGUCUUUGUUUUGCAACACUUAGAGGAGAUGAUUUGCUUUUACACCAACUUUUGAAAAGAGGUCUCGAUCCAAAUGAAUCAGACAAUUCCGGGAGGACUUCACUUCAUAUAGCAGCAUCAAAUGGAAAUGAAAACUGUGUGCUUCUAUUGCUAGACUAUGGAGCAGAUCCCAAUAGUAGAGAUUCAGAUGGGGUUGUACCAUUAUGGGAGGCGAUACUCGGUGGCCAUGAGGCAGUAGCUCAGCUACUUAUGGACAAUGGUGCUAACCUUCGGUCAGGAGAUGUUGGACACUUUGCGUGUACUGCUGCAGAGCAAAACAACCUCCAGUUGCUCAAGGAGAUUCACCGAUAUGGAGGUGACGUUACGAGUGCUAGGAACAAUGGAACGACUGCUUUGCAUGUUGCUGUUUGUGAAGACAACAUUGAGAUCGUCAAGUUCCUUCUCAAACAAGGAGCUGAUAUUGACAAACCAGAUGUCCAUGGAUGGACUCCGAGAGAUCUAGCAGACCAACAAGGACAUGAAGGAAUUAAAAACCUCUUCCAAACAACAAAAGAAUCAAAAUCUCAAUCUGUUGUUGCAAUUCCAGAGAAGCAGACCGGUAUUCGCUUCCUUGGAAGAUUUACAAGCGAGCCUAUGAUUCGCCCGCAACCUCAGGAAGCCAAUGAUGGUUCAUGGCCAGGUCAUUCUCGUCCCCGUCGUAGGACUAACAACUUCCAUAAUUCAUUGUUUGGUAUCAUGUCAGCAGCACAGUCAGGGGAGAAAGGCAUCCCUUUUCCUGAUAACCAAACCAGUUUAGAGAACUCUGGAACCAACCCUGCAAGGGUGAUAGUAAGCUGUCCAGAGAUCGGUGAAGUUGGCGGGAAGUUGGUGCUGCUUCCAGAAAGUUACAACGAGCUGCUCGAGAUUGGUUUGAAGAAAUAUGGGAUUAUGGCAACAAAGGUAUUGAACAAAGAUGGAGCUGCCAUUGAAGAUAUAGAAGUCAUUAGGGAUGGUGAUCAUCUUGUUUUUGUCAGUGAUGGAAGAACCACAUAAUAUUUCAUUGUUUUAGUUUGGUUUUUUAUUUUGAAUUAGUGAAAGGCAAUUGUAAACGAAAGAGAAUGAUUACUGAAUAGAUAGAGAGGGGUUUGUAAAGUGCAAAACUUGUAUAUAGUUUGAGCAUUCUUUUACGCAAGUUGAAUGCCAAUCGCAACCAUUUUUACACCAAAAUUGGUGGUCGAGAAUUGAAAUGGACUGCUUCAUAUUGCUCAA
Molecule: messenger RNA, 3124 nt
Organism: Cucumis melo (muskmelon)
Lineage: Eukaryota; Viridiplantae; Streptophyta; Magnoliopsida; Cucurbitales; Cucurbitaceae
Product: potassium channel AKT1
Exons: 11
Coding region: 287-2908 (873 amino acids)
Biological process (GO): potassium ion transport; transmembrane transport
Cellular component (GO): membrane
Molecular function (GO): voltage-gated potassium channel activity; protein binding
Source: RefSeq, a predicted model, not a curated record